UUCGGGUUCAGGUUUUACAGCAGUUGGGGCUAAUUUCCGCUCGGUGGUGGUUGCAGCGCAGACCCGGUAGCCCUCAGCCCUCGACUCAGCCGACAGCCGUCGCCAUGUCCAACAACAACGCCAGCAACAACUUAAUUAUCGCCCAAAGGGCCGUGAAGCAGCUCCGGUUAGAGGCCAGUAUCCGCAGGAUCAAGGUGUCCCAGGCCGCUGCUGAGCUGAGGAACUUCUGUCAGCAGAAUGCCUCCAAGGACCCCCUCUUGGUAGGGGUGCCCUCCAGCGAUAAUCCCUUCAGACCCCCAAAGUCCUGCUCCCUGUUCUGAGCAGACCGAAAGGUCUUUGAACUGGCCCAUGGAUUUACCCGUCUUCACUUGUACCUGAUGUUGCUGCAGAUCGACCAGCGGCUCUUCUUGGGAUGAUGCAUCACAGGACCGAUGGGCUCAGGAGAGUGAUGACACCCACUCGUUUGCCAAAUUUAAUAGAUCCAUAACUCCCAUCUGUUACAUUAAUACAGGGCCAAACUCAACUUACAAAAAAAAAUGUAAUUAUUGACUCUUAACUUGACUAAUGAUUAAGCCAUUUGUGGUUUACCUGAUUAACGUUUCCGGUUUAAAUUUGCUGACCCAUUGAUGUCAGUGAAAUUCAGCCCACAUUAUUGGCAAAGUCAAACAUUAAUUUAAACCAGAUGCUUAAGAAUCAGAACAUUUUCUAUUUAUGUGUGUGCAUGUAUGUAUGUGUAUAUAUACGUACACACAUAUAUUCAUACACACCCUUAUUAUAUUGUGUGUCUUUACAAAACAUUAACUGUCUAUGUGGCCAACAUGCAUACUGGUAGCUUUUGAGCUACAUUUAUAGGUAUCUUAAACCAUCCAUGCAUUUGUGGCAAUGGUAACGGUGUUACUACUAUUUGAAGGUACAGUGAUAUGGUACAGACUUUAACCACAUCAGUGCAGGGCAUGUGAUUGUCCAUUGUUUCAGUCUUUUUCUCUGUAUAUAGUUAACAGCCUGUUAGGGUUUGCCAGCCUAAAAGUUCCUGUCUUUGAAACACACCAAGGCCUUACACUGUUGGAUAGUGAGUCAUUUAAUGUGUAUUACUUUAGAUACUGAAAUGGCCAAACAGCAAGUUUUGAAUAUAUCUUAUCAAAACCGAUUAUUAUUUCUGUUGAAUGAAUGAUGCUCCAUUGACUUGUUGCGUUAAUUGUUUUCCACAUUGGAAUCAUAUUCCAAUCAACCAAAACGUGUACUACUGUUAGCCUUUUUCUUCCUAACUUUGCUACUUCAGGUAACCUUUUAAACAAUAAACUACUUUUCUGAACACUG
This is a messenger RNA of Gasterosteus aculeatus aculeatus (three-spined stickleback), 1317 nucleotides long. RefSeq names its product guanine nucleotide-binding protein G(I)/G(S)/G(O) subunit gamma-10. Gene Ontology annotation, cellular component: heterotrimeric G-protein complex. The record is from RefSeq and is a predicted model, not a curated record. Lineage: Eukaryota; Metazoa; Chordata; Actinopteri; Perciformes; Gasterosteidae. Gene Ontology annotation, molecular function: G-protein beta-subunit binding. Gene Ontology annotation, biological process: G protein-coupled receptor signaling pathway.